GGCUGUAUGGGCAUUGUUCCCUUUGCCUUCCCUAAAACGGAAGAACUUCAACAAAAAAAAAUACUAAAAUAAACAAAACUUUAGUGGCAAUCUUUAUGAUUUGUGUUAUUGAGGAAUUCAAAAUUUAAUAAAACUAAAUUACUCGGCUAUCAGCUGAUUGUUCUGAAAAAUGGCUGAUGAUAUUUUAUUUGAUUUAUUACAUUCUGAAAUUAUUAACUAUGCAUUGGAACAAUCUAAAGAGAAUGGCAAUAAAAAGGAGGUAGACUUAUCAAUUGUGGAAUAUAUUGGCUUUGCUGCUGGAUAUAAAAUCAUGGAAAGGUUGACUCGAGAGUGGCCAAGAUUUAAAGAUGAGCUGGAUACUAUGAAGUUUAUAUGUACAGAUUUUUGGACAUGUAUAUAUAAAAAACAAAUUGACAACUUGAGAACUAACCAUCAAGGUGUUUAUGUUUUACAAGAUAAUGGAUUUCGAUUUUUGACAAACUUUUCCAAUGGCCAUCAAUAUUUGGAAUUUGCCCCACGAUUUGUAGCUUACACAUGUGGACUAAUCAGAGGAGGUUUGGCAAAUUUGUGCAUCAACAGUGUAGUUACUGCAGAAGUUCAGUCUAUGCCAUCUUGUAAAUUCCAUAUACAUGUUCAAAGAACGUAAAUAAAUCAAAAUAUUAUU
Messenger RNA from Chilo suppressalis (striped riceborer), 664 nucleotides. The record is from the annotation of a GenBank genome assembly. NCBI's taxonomy places the organism in Eukaryota, Metazoa, Arthropoda, Insecta, Lepidoptera, Crambidae.